Molecule: messenger RNA, 1249 nt
Organism: Rhizophagus irregularis DAOM 181602=DAOM 197198
Lineage: Eukaryota; Fungi; Glomeromycota; Glomeromycetes; Glomerales; Glomeraceae
Cellular component (GO): plasma membrane
Source: RefSeq, a predicted model, not a curated record
UUUUUAUGCCAAGAACGGCCAAGAUUUAAAAGAGUAUCAUUUGCGCCAUAAUGGCAAUAAUAUUAAUAAGUGAAAAUUUUCUUCAGUAAAAGUAUAUAAAUGAGUCAUUCUUUCCUCUGAAAAAUCAAGUGCGAAAAAAAAUUAUUUUUUUUUUAAAAAAAAAAAGUAGUUCAAUAAUAAUAAAUUAAUCACACUAAAAAAAUUAUGUAUAAACAAAUGAUUAGUAAAUCAAACAUAUUGCUAAUUUUAACGAGCUUAUUCGGAAUAUUAUUUCCAUUAAGUAUUAAUGCUCAGAAUAAUGAUCCCACUUUUGGAAUAGGAGAACAAAAUGGGAAUCUAACACCACAUGCAAUUGUUACUGGUGUUAUUUUAAUUGUUACUGGUAUAAUUUUCUGUUUUUUUGGCAGGAGAGUUUAUCGGCUUACAUUGUUCUUGAUCGGAUUUUACGUUGGCACAAUAAUCGCUUGGGUUGCCAUCUCUAAUGCAGGAGGAUUCAAUGGCACAGCAAGUCAAACUAUCCUUCUCGUAGUUUCGCUCGCAAUUGGUUUCGUUGUUGGUUUAAUUUUCAUGUGUUGUGCAACACUAGCAGUCUGGCUUUUAGGUGCACUCGCCGGUUAUACCUUCGCGCUAUUCAUUUUAUCAUGGAGAUCUGAUGGUUUAAUUCAUAACAAUGCUGGAAGAAUUGUAUUUAUUGUAGCACUAACAAUACUUGGUCUGUUAUUGGCUUGUUUCUUCAAGAAUACUCUUAUCAUAUUAGCAACAGCAUUUAUUGGUGCUUAUGCUAUAAUUUUGGGUAUUGAUUUAUUCGCAAGAACCGGUUUUGCUCAAUCUGUUAGAGCGUUCUUGGAUAAAAAUAAUGAUACUCCUUAUACUACAAAUACAAAGAUUUAUCUUAUGCUUGCUGGCAUGCUUGGUUUCUUUAUCGUUGGUUCAUUAUUCCAAUUUAGAUAUCAUAGAAAUAGUCAUUUUGGUCCUGGUGAUGGUUCAGUUCGUCCUGAAUCUGGAAAAAAGAGAUUCCAAUUACCAUGGAGAAAUCGUAACGCAGUUUAAAUGAAAAUAAUUACACAUUUAAUUUAAAAAGUUAGAAAAAAAAAAAAAAGUGAUAAUGGACACUAAAGUAUUUAAAAUAAAUUAAUCUAAUAACACUAAGUGUUAUCAGUGUAUCUUACAUAGGAUAAUCUUUUACUACUUAAUUUCUAUAUAAUCUUACCACAUUUUAUACCGUAUCUAUAUAUUUUAUUAUAAAAUA